Messenger RNA from Taeniopygia guttata (zebra finch), 784 nucleotides. The record is from RefSeq and is a predicted model, not a curated record. NCBI's taxonomy places the organism in Eukaryota, Metazoa, Chordata, Aves, Passeriformes, Estrildidae.
UUCUUUCCUUCCCUCUCUCUCAGGUACAUCUCCAGCCUCAAGACAUGUCCUGCAACACCCAGUGCCGGCCCUGCCAGCCCUGUGGCCCCACCCCGCUGGCCAACAGCUGCAAUGAGUGCUGUGUCAGGCAGUGCCAGGACUCCACCGUGUUCAUCCAGCCCUCUCCGGUGGUGGUGACCCUGCCUGGCCCCAUCCUCAGCUCCUUCCCACAGAACACUGUGGUGGGAUCCUCCACCUCUGCUGCUGUUGGCAACAUCCUCAGCUCUGAGGGAGUGCCCAUCAACUCCGGCGGCUUUGACCUCUCCUCCAUCACCAACCGCUAUGGUGGCAGCAGAUGUCGUCCAUGCUAAAGCCACUGGUGCAGCCUUCACAAGGACCCCCAGGAACCCAGAAGCUGAUGCUGGACUGAGGACAGACCUCCUGGCCAUCGAAUUCAGAGGUGCUGAGCAACCAAUGCUGCCCUUCUGAAGAAGGGCGGGUGGCGCUCUCUGAAACCAUGGCCAGUGUUUGCUUUCCCUGCCUUACUCUCUCUUCCACCUCUCUCUUGUCUUCCAUACUUCUGGACUGUAAGAUUUUCAGAGCCUCUCUGGGGGAUCUGCUAACCCCUGCCCACCGUAGGGCAGGCAGAUGGAUGUCCCAUUGGCUCUCCAGUGGCUCUCCAGUGCCUGUGCCAAAGUGGGCACAGACUUUCUGCAGUUGCAUGUGGUCUCUCACCACCACCACCAGUUUCCUCUUCUAUAAGGGAACUAAUUUUCCACUUCAAUGACAAUAAAGCUUUCUGCAU